Molecule: messenger RNA, 2717 nt
Organism: Tripterygium wilfordii
Lineage: Eukaryota; Viridiplantae; Streptophyta; Magnoliopsida; Celastrales; Celastraceae
Product: protein ALTERED PHOSPHATE STARVATION RESPONSE 1-like
Exons: 4
Coding region: 283-2487 (734 amino acids)
Source: RefSeq, a predicted model, not a curated record
UGCUUAAACGACGUCGCAGUACCUCAAAAAAUGUGACCGUUAAUUUUAAUUGAUUGACAUGGACACCUCGCAAUCGGAAAAAGCGAGUAGCAUUUAAUUGUUACUCUCGGCGAUUAACCGAAAUUCUGCUCUCACUGUGCUUCUGCACUCUCGCCUCUGUACUAGCUUGGCAGUAUCUCUGCCUUUUCAUGUUCUCCACGCUGUAAUCGAAAGCUUUCUCUCUCUUAAAACCUACCCUGACUUCUCUCUCUAAACCCAUCGCCGUAUCGGUAAUCCGCGAGAAUGGGUUGUGCACAGUCGAGACUAGACAAUGAGGAAUCUGUGGCGCGCUGUAAGGAACGCCGGAACCUGAUGAAAGACGCUGUGGUGGCCCGUAACGCCUUCGCCGCCGGACACUCAGGCUACGCCAUGGCCUUGAAAAACACCGGUGCGGCACUUAGCGAUUACGGCCACGGAGAGGUUCAAGAAGCCCAUCAUCAGCACCAACUCCAGCCGCAGGCGGACGUCUCAUCACAACCUCAGCCGCCUCCUCCCCCGCCGCAGUUCGAGAACUUUCCGCCACCGCCGCCUCCUCCUAAUUUCACUCCGAGCCCUGUUAAACGCUCGACUAGCAUGCCUGAGAACAUGUUGAAUCAACACCGGAGACCCUUCGACAAAGUUUCCUUCACCAUUGCAGAGGAAGACGAAGAAGAGAAAGAUGAGGAACAUAAACAGGAACCAAAAGGUAAAGCUAAUAAUGCGGAAAGUACUAAUACAAAUAUCAAAAACAACUUGCCCGGGUCGCGGGUCCCACAUGGUGGUGGUGGUGAUGGGGGUACUGUUGACGGGGGAUCUCAAGAGGCAUCACGGGCUCAACAGACGCCGCCGAUGCCAGAAGCGAAAAGCAUGGCGUGGGAUUAUUUCUUCAUGGUUGAUAGUAUGCCGGGUUCUGCUUUGGACCUGGAACCCGGACCGGAACUGGAACCGGAUGAGAUUAGAAAUGAGAACACUACGGAAAACAAUGUGGAAAGUGUGGGGUUCAGUGAAGUUGAGCCGAAGACGCCAGAGAAGCCGGUGGCGGAGAAGGUGGAGGCGGAAGAAGAGGAGAGGAUACAAAUAGAGCACUCGAAGACAGCACCGGCAGAUUUUAGGAGGGUUGUGGCGAAGGGGGAGUUGCCGAGUGUUAACCUAAUGCAGGUAUUGAGUGAGAUUGAUGAUCAGUUCCUAAAAGCUUCUGAGUGUGCACAAGAGGUGUCCAAAAUGCUGGAGGCUACAAGGUUGCAUUAUCACUCCAAUUUUGCCGAUAAUCGAGGACAGAUUGAUCAUUCUGCACGGGUAAUGCGUGUGAUUACAUGGAAUAGAUCAUUGAAAGGUAUACCAAACAGCGAGGGAGCAAGGGAUGAGUUGGAUUCGGAAGAAUAUGAAACUCAUGCAACUGUUUUGGACAAGAUAUUAGCAUGGGAGAAAAAACUUUAUGAGGAAGUAAAGCAAGGUGAAUAUAUGAAGCUCGAGUACCAGAAGAAGGUUGCUCAGCUACAGAGACAGAAGAAGAAAGGUGUUAGUGCGGAAUCCAUGGAAAAGACAAAAGCAGCAGUAAGUCAUCUGCAUACUAGAUACAUAGUUGACAUGCAGUCCAUGGAUUCAACUGUUUCAGAAGUGAAUCGUUUACGUGAUGAGCAGCUAUACCCAAAACUUGUAGCUCUUGUUGAUGGGAUGGCUAAAAUGUGGACAAGUAUGUGCACAUAUCAUGACAGCCAGCUGAAGAUUGUGACUGACCUCAAGUCCCUUGACAUUGCCCAUGCACCUAAGGAAACAACUAAGCACCACCAUGAGCGCACCAUCCAACUCUUGAAUGUUAUUGAAGGAUGGAGUUCACAGUUUGAGAAACUUGUGAGCCAUAAAAAACAAUACAUCCAGGGUCUUAACAGCUGGUUGAAGUUAAAUCUCAUCGCCAUUGAAAGCAGCUUAAAAGAGAAAAUCUCAUCUCCCCCAAGGCCCCAAAAUCCUCCCAUCCAAAGGCUCCUCAGUUCAUGGCACGAUUGUCUUGAAAAGCUUCCUGAUGAGCUUGCCAAAUCUGCAAUUUCAUCAUUUGCUGCUGUGAUAAAAACAAUAAUCAUUCAUCAAGAAGAAGAGAUGAAGCUAAAGGAGAAAUGUGAGGAGACUAGGAAGGAGUUUUUCCGCAAGAGUCAGGCGCUCGAUGAAUGGAAUCAGAAACACCCUCAACAGAACACCACAAGUAAUGAAAUUGAUGGCGAAGAGUCAAUCCCUAAAGAACCUGUCUCUGAGAAACAAUUUGUGGUAGAGAGUUUGCGGAAGAGGUUGGAAGAUGAAGUUGAAGCUCACCAAAAACAUUGUCUUCAGGUGAGAGAGAAGUCAUUGGGGAGUCUCAAAAUUCGCUUGCCUGAGAUAUUCCGUGCAAUGUCAGACUAUGCUCAUGCCUGUUCUGAUAAUUACGAGCGAUUGAGUUCCAUCACGCAGUCACGGAACACUAAUGCUGCUCCUUCCUGACAUUUUGAACUCUUGCUUAAUCUAGUGAACUACUCAGCUGGCUGUAGUUUUUGUAUUAAGACGGUCAUGUUUGUCUUGCACCUUGAUGUUUGUAGCCUGUCCUAAAAUAUUUUGCCAGUAUCCUUUCGUGAUCUUAUGGUCGGAUAUUCAGUUUAUCAUGAAUGCUGCAUUGGCAGAGUAGCUGUAACUGUGUUUUGAAGCCUAAUAGUAAUUGUUUCUUGUUAUUGUUA